This is a messenger RNA of Choloepus didactylus (southern two-toed sloth), 15675 nucleotides long. It is a transcript of the gene DNAH5, whose product is annotated as dynein axonemal heavy chain 5. The transcript has 79 exons. NCBI's taxonomy places the organism in Eukaryota, Metazoa, Chordata, Mammalia, Pilosa, Megalonychidae. Gene Ontology annotation, biological process: microtubule-based movement. The coding region runs from base 201 to 14081 and encodes 4626 amino acids. Gene Ontology annotation, molecular function: minus-end-directed microtubule motor activity; dynein light intermediate chain binding; ATP hydrolysis activity. The record is from RefSeq and is a predicted model, not a curated record. Gene Ontology annotation, cellular component: dynein complex.
UUGGUGUUGGUGGACUUUUAACAUUUAAUCUGCUUAUGUCGUGAAUAAUACAUGCAAAUUAGAAAUGUAAAAGUGAACCGCUGGCCAUCCAGAGGACAUUUCAUCUGAAAGCCUGCUGGAUGAUGAGUAGGUCUCCUAAGAGUUAGAGACCAUUCUGGAAGAGCUGACGGGACAGGCUGUAAGCUCUGCAGAUUGCUGCGAUGUUCAGGAUCGGAAGGAGACAGCUCUGGAAGCAGAGUGUCACCCGCGUUUUAACGCAAAGACUGAAGGAAGAGAAGGAAGCCAAGCAGGCUCGUUUGGAUGGUCGGCAUGACUACUUAUUUGGGAUUGUAGCUUCCUGCGUGGACCUGAACAAAACUGAAGUGGAGGAUGCCAUCCUUGAGGGGAAUCAGAUUGAAAGAAUUGAUCAACUUUUUGCGGCUGGUGGACUCCGUCACCUCAUGUUUUACUACCAGGAUGUGGAGGUAGCAGAAACAGGACAACUUGGCCCUCCAGAAGGUGCGAAUCCUGUUCCUGGAAAGAUUAAAAAACCAAAGGUGUUUGUGACUGAGGGAAAAGACGUUGCUCUCACCGGGGUUUGUGUGUUUUUCGUCAGGACCGACCCUUCCAAACCCAUCACCCCUGAGAACAUCCACCGGGAGGUGAGCUUUAAUAUGUUAGACACGGCCGACGGGGGUCUGCUAAACAGCGUGCGGCGCUUGCUGUCGGAAGUCUUCAUUCCGGCCCUCAGGGCCACGCAGCACGGCUGGGGCGAGCUCAGCGGCCUGCACGAAGCCGCCAGCAUUCGGCAGGACUUCCUGUGCUCCCUGGAAGGCUUCGUGAGUGUCCUGGCCGGCGCACAGGAGAGCUUGAAAGAGAAGGUGAACCUUGAAAAGUGUGACAUAUUUGAAUUGAAAACCCUGAAGGAACCUAUGGAUUACUUAGCGAUAGCUAAUAACCCUGAGACUUUGGAAAAAAUAGAGGCUUGUAUGAAAGUAUGGAUCAAACAGACAGAACAGGUUCUUGCUGAAAACAAUCAGCUGCGUAAGGAAGCAGAUGACCUUGGACCCCGAGCAGAAUUGGAGCACUGGAAAAAAAGACUAUCCAAAUUUAACUAUCUUUUGGAUCAACUGAAAAGCCCAGACGUGAAGGCGGUGUUGGCUGUGCUAGCUGCUGCCAAGUCGAAACUCCUGAAGACUUGGCGGGAUAUGGAUAUUCGAAUCACUGAUGCGGCUAAUGAAGCGAAGGACAAUGUCAAAUAUUUAUACACACUUGAAAAAUGCUGUGACCCCUUGUACGGCAGUGAUCCUAUAUCCAUGAUUGAUGCCAUUCCUACACUUAUAAAUGCAAUUAAAAUGAUCUAUAGCAUCUCUCAAUAUUACAACACCUCUGAAAAGGUAACAUCUCUGUUUGUAAAGGUUACAAAUCAGAUGAUAUCUGCAUGUAAAGCCUAUAUUACCAACAAUGGAACCGCCUCCAUAUGGAACCAGCCACAGGAUGUUGUUGUGGAAAAAUUAUCGUCUGUGAUUAAACUUAAGCAGGAAUACCAGCACUGCUUUCACAAGACAAAACAAAAGCUUAAACAAACUCCAAAUGAGAAACAGUUUGAAUUUAGUGAGAUGUAUAUUUUUGGAAAAUUUGAAACAUUCCACCGACGUCUUGCCAAGAUAAUAGACAUCUUUACAGCCUUUGCUACGUAUUCAGUCCUACAAGAUUCUAAAAUUGAAGGGCUUGAAAACAUGGUGGCUAAGUAUCAGGGCAUUGUUGCAACCAUAAAGAAAAAGGAAUAUAAUUUCUUAGACCAGCGGAAAAUGGAUUUUGACCAGGAUUAUGAAGACUUUUGCAAGCAGACUAAUGACCUUCAUAAUGAGUUGCAGAAGUUCAUGGAUGUUACCUUUGAAAACAUUCAAAACACAAACCAAGCUCUAAGUAUGUUAAAGAAAUUUGAAAGAUUGAAUAUACCUAAUCUUGGUAUUGAUGACAAAUACCGGCUUAUUCUUGAGAGCUAUGGGGCGGACAUUGACAUGAUUUCAAAGCUGUAUACCAAGCAGAAAUACGAUCCUCCUCUGGCUCGAGACCAGCCUCCCAUCGCUGGGAAGAUUCUGUGGGCCCGUCAGCUCUUCCACAGAAUUCAGCAACCCAUGCAGCUUUUCCAGCAGCAUCCGGCUGUGCUGCGGGCAGCAGAAGCCAAGCCUGUGAUUCGCAGUUACAACAGGAUGGCCAAGGUUCUCCUGGAGUUUGAGGUUCUCUACCACAGAGCGUGGGUUCAGCAGAUUGAAGACAUUCACAUAGGACUUGAGGCUUCUUUAUUGGUGAAGGCUCCAGGCACAGGAGAAUUAUUUGUGAAUUUUGAUCCUCAGAUAUUAACUUUAUUUAGAGAAACAGAGUGCAUGUCACAGAUGGGUUUGGAAGUCUCACCAUUUGCAGCUGCCCUCUUCCAGAAACGGGAUAUAUACAAAAAGAACUUCAGUAACAUGAAGAUGAUGCUGGCUGAAUAUCAGAGAGUAAAGUCAAAAAUGCCUCCUACCGUUGAGCAACUGAUGGUCCCUCAUUUGGCUCGAGUAGAUGAAGCUCUCCAACCUGGCUUGACCACCCUCAACUGGACAUCACUGAACAUUGAGAAAUAUUUAGAAAACUCUUUUGGCAAGAUCAAGGACCUGGAGUUGCUGCUGGACAGGAUCAAUGAUCUGAUUGAGUUCCGCAUCCAUGCCACACUGGAAGAAAUCAGCAGCACCCCUCUUUGCCAGCUUCCCGAGGAGGACCCGCUUACCUGUGAGGAGUUUCUACAAAUGACAAAGAACCUUUGUGUAAAUGGUGCUCAGAUACUACAUUUUAAAAGCUCAUUAGUGGAAGAAGCAGUCAAUGAACUAAUAAAUAUGUUGCUGGAUGUGGAAGUUCCAUCUAAAGAAGAAAGUGAAAAAGUAUCCAGUGAGAAAAGAGUUGAUUCAAAGAGUGAAAAUUCAGCUAAAGGAGAAGGAAAACCCGACACCUUGGCGUCUUCCCUUAAUGCCAGUGAAACCGGGCCUGGCCUCCUGCCUUUGGUCGCCAUCAAGAGAAAGAAGAGAGACGCUGAGCUGUUACAGCAAGAAGCCUGUGAAUUGCUCUCUCAUUUCAACCAUCAAAAUGCAGAUGCUCUUCUGAAAGUGACAAGGAACACCCUGGAGGCCAUUCGCAAGCGCAUUCAUUCUUCCAACACAAUUAGCUUCCGGGACAGUAUCAGUGCAUCCAAGAUGAAGCAGAACAAUCUGCCCAUUUUCCGGGCAAGUGUCACUCUGGCCAUUCCCAACAUCACCAUGGCUCCUGCCCUGGAAGAUGUGCAGCAAACGUUGAACAAAGCCGUUGAGUGCAUUGUCAGCAUCACCAAAGGGGUUAGACAGUGGAGCAGUGAGCUGUUGUCUAAGAAAAAGGUGCAUGAAAGAAAAAUGGCUGCUUUGCAAAAUAAUGAAGACAGUGAUUCUGAUGAUGAAAUGGAAGAAAAUGAACUUCAAGAUACUUUUGAGAUUGCAUCAGUAAACUUGCCCAUUCCAGUGCAAGCCAAGAACUAUUAUAAGAAUGUCUCUGACAACAAAGAGAUUGUAAAAUUAGUCUCUGUACUUAGCAUGAUUAUCAACUCUACCAAAAAGGAAGUUCUUACGUCCAUGGAGUGUUUCAAACGCUACAAUCACAUUUGGCAAAAGGAGAAAGAAGAAACUGUUAUGACAUUUAUUUUGAAAAGCCCCUUGCUUUCAGAAUUUGAAUCCCAGAUUCUCUAUUUCCAAAACUUAGAGCAGGAAAUUAAUGCUGAGCCUGAAUAUAUCUGCGUGGGUCCCAUUGCGCUGUACACAGCUGACUUGAAGUUAGCCCUGACUGCUGAGACAAAGGCCUGGAUGGCUGUCAUAGGCCGCCACUGUAAUAGAAAAUACAGGAGUGAGAUGGAAAACAUUUUUACACUCAUAGAAGAAUUCAAUAAGAAACUGAAUCGUCAAAUUAAAGAUAUUGAUGAUAUUCGGAUUGCUAUGGCUGCACUGAAAGAAAUCAGGGAGCAGCAAAUUCCUAUCGAUUUUCAAGUAGGACCUAUUGAGGAAUCUUAUGCCUUGCUUAACAAAUAUGGACUUCUGGUAGCAAAGGAAGAGAUGGAGAAGGUUGAUACCCUGCGCUAUGCUUGGGAGAAGCUUCUGGCACGUGCCAGCGAGGUUCAGAGUGAAUUAGUCUCCCUGCAGCCCAGUUUCAGGAAAGAGCUCAUUAGCACCCUGGAGGUCUUCCACCAAGACUGUCACCAAUUCUAUUUGGACUAUGACCUGAAUGGUCCAAUGGCUGUUGGCUUGAAGCCCCAGGAAGCCAGUGAUAGGCUUAUCAUGUUUCAGAAUCAAUUUGAAAACAUCUAUCGGAAAUAUAUCACCUACACUGGAGGAGAGGAGCUUUUUGGUCUGCCGGUUACUCAGUACCCUCAGCUUCUCGAAAUAAAGAAGCAACUCAAUCUUCUACAGAAAAUAUAUACUCUGUACAACAGCGUCAUAGAAACUGUAAAUAGCUAUCAUGAUAUUCUUUGGUCUGAAGUGAAUAUUGAAAAAAUCAACAAUGAACUCGUAGAAUUCCAGAACAGGUGCCGGAAACUUCCCCGGGCCUUGAAGGAUUGGCAGGCUUUCCUGGACCUGAAGAAAACCAUUGACGAGUUCAGUGAGUGCUGCCCCCUGCUGGAGCACAUGGCCAGCAAGGCCAUGAUGGAGAGGCACUGGGAGAGAAUAACCGCUCUAACUGGGCACAGACUGGACGUGGGGAAAGAAACCUUUAAGUUAAGGAAUAUUAUGGAGGCACCUCUUCUGAAAUACAAAGAGGAAAUAGAGGACAUCUGUAUCAGUGCUAUAAAGGAGAGGGACAUUGAGCAAAAACUGAAGCAAGUGAUUACCGAGUGGGACAACAAAAUAUUCACAUUUGGCAGCUUUAAAACCCGUGGAGAGCUCCUCCUGAGAGGAGACAGUACCGCGGAAGUCAUCGCCAGCGUGGAGGACAGCUUAAUGCUGCUGGGUUCCCUACUGAGCAGCAGGUACAAUAUGCCAUUCAAAGCCCAGAUUCAAAAAUGGGUGCAGCACCUUUCCAACACGGCAGACAUCACUGAGGACUGGAUGACUGUGCAGAACCUGUGGGUUUACUUGGAAGCUGUCUUUGUGGGAGGAGACAUUGCCAAGCAGCUGCCCAAGGAAGCCAAGCGCUUUUCCAACAUAGAUAAAUCUUGGGUGAAGAUCAUGUCUCGGGCUCAUGAAAUGCCAAAUGUGGUGCAGUGCUGUGUUGGGGAUGAGACCAUGGGGCAGCUAUUACCACACUUGCUGGACCAGUUGGAAAUAUGUCAGAAAUCCCUUACUGGGUACUUGGAGAAAAAGCGCCUCUGCUUUCCUCGGUUCUUCUUUGUCUCGGAUCCAGCUCUCCUGGAGAUUCUGGGGCAGGCCUCAGACUCGCACACCAUACAGGCGCAUUUGCUGAAUGUGUUUGACAACAUUAAAAACGUCAAGUUCCACGAAAAGAUCUAUGAUCGCAUUUUGUCAAUUUCAUCGCAAGAGGGUGAGACAAUUGAAUUGGCUAAACCUGUGAUGGCAGAGGGCAAUGUGGAAGUUUGGCUUAAUUCUCUCUUGGAGGAAUCUCAAUCCUCAUUACAUCUUGUGAUUCGCCAGGCAGCUGCAAAUAUUCAAGAAGCAGGCUUCCAGCUGAUUGAAUUCCUUUCUUCCUUCCCUGCUCAGGUUGGACUAUUAGGAAUUCAAAUGAUAUGGACACGGGAUUCAGAAGAAGCCCUUAAAAAUGCCAAGUUUGAUAAAAAAAUCAUGCAGAAAACUAAUCAGUCUUUCCUGGAGCUCCUGAACACACUGAUAGACAUCACGACAAAGGAUCUGAGUUCUUUGGAACGAGUUAAAUAUGAGACUUUGAUUACUAUUCAUGUGCACCAAAGGGAUAUCUUUGAUGAGCUGUGUCACAUGUAUAUCAAGAGCCCUACGGACUUUGAGUGGCUGAAACAGUGCAGGUUUUAUUUUAAUGAAGAUUCUGACAAGAUGCUGAUUCGCAUCACAGAUGUGACUUUCAUAUACCAGAACGAAUUCUUAGGCUGCACUGACAGGCUUGUCAUAACUCCACUCACGGACAGGUGUUAUAUCACAUUGGCACAAGCUCUGGGAAUGAGCAUGGGGGGAGCCCCUGCUGGACCAGCUGGGACGGGCAAAACAGAAACAACCAAAGAUAUGGGACGAUGUCUUGGGAAAUAUGUGGUGGUUUUCAAUUGUUCGGACCAGAUGGAUUUCCGAGGACUUGGACGGAUUUUUAAAGGGCUGGCACAGUCUGGUUCCUGGGGUUGUUUUGAUGAAUUUAACCGAAUUGAUCUACCAGUCCUCUCAGUUGCAGCCCAGCAAAUUUCCAUUAUUCUGACAUGUAAAAAGGAGCGUAAAAAAUCUUUUAUUUUUACCGAUGGAGAUAGCGUGGCUAUGAACCCUGAAUUUGGACUUUUUCUAACCAUGAAUCCUGGCUAUGCUGGGAGGCAGGAACUUCCUGAAAACUUGAAGAUUAACUUCCGCUCUGUGGCCAUGAUGGUCCCCGACCGCCAGAUUAUCAUAAGAGUGAAGUUGGCAAGUUGUGGCUUCAUUGACAACAUCGUUCUGGCCAGGAAGUUUUUCACACUUUACAAGCUGUGUGAGGAGCAGCUUUCAAAGCAGGUUCAUUAUGACUUUGGUCUGCGUAACAUUCUGUCAGUGCUGCGGACAUUGGGAGCUGCAAAAAGAGCCAACCCCAAGGAUACAGAAUCUACAAUUGUUAUGCGUGUACUCCGAGAUAUGAAUCUUUCUAAACUGAUUGAUGAGGAUGAACCCUUAUUUUUGAGUCUGAUUGAGGAUCUCUUUCCAAACAUUCUUCUGGAUAAGGCAGGUUAUCCUGAAUUGGAAAUGGCAAUUAGUAGACAGGUUGAAGAAGCCGGUUUAAUCAACCAUCCUCCUUGGAAACUGAAAAUCAUCCAGCUGUUUGAAACGCAGAGGGUGAGGCAUGGAAUGAUGACGCUGGGGCCGAGUGGAGCAGGAAAGACCACCUGCAUCCACACCUUGAUGAGAGCCAUGACAGAUUGUGGAAAACCACACCGAGAAAUGAGGAUGAAUCCUAAAGCAAUUACAGCCCCACAGAUGUUUGGUAGGCUUGAUGUGGCCACAAAUGACUGGACGGAUGGGAUUUUUUCUACCCUUUGGAGAAAAACAUUGAGAGCAAAGAAAGGGGAACAUAUCUGGAUAGUUCUUGAUGGACCUGUAGAUGCCAUCUGGAUUGAAAAUCUGAAUUCUGUUUUGGAUGAUAACAAAAUGCUAACCCUUGCCAAUGGUGAUCGGAUCCCCAUGGCACCAAACUGCAAGAUCGUUUUCGAACCUCAUAAUAUUGACAAUGCUUCUCCUGCCACCGUCUCUAGAAAUGGAAUGGUUUUCAUGAGUUCUUCUAUCCUUGAUUGGAGUCCUAUUCUUGAGGGUUUCCUCAAAAAGCGCUCACCUCAAGAAGCUGAGAUUCUUCGUGGGCUGUACACGAAGUCCUUUCCAGAUCUAUAUCGCUUCAGUAUUCAGAACCUGGAAUACAAGAUGGAGAUGCUUGAAGCGUUUGUAAUCAUGCAAAGCAUCAACAUGCUUCAAGGCCUGAUCCCUCCAAAGGAGCAAGGUGGGGAGGUCACGUCGGAGCACCUGGGGAGACUGUACGUCUUCUCCCUGAUGUGGAGCGUCGGGGCGCUGCUGGAGCCCGACGGCCGGCGCCGGCUGGAGCACUGGCUGCGCUCGCGGGAGGGGCUGGCCUUGGAUCUGCCCGCGCUGGCGGGGCCGGAGGACAGCAUGUUUGACUAUUAUGUGGCGCCGGGAGGUAAAUGGAUGCACUGGAGCACGUGCACUGAGGAAUAUGUGUAUCCAUCUCACACUACCCCAGAAUAUGGUUCAAUCUUGGUUCCAAAUGUCGACAAUGUGAGGACUGACUUUCUAAUUAAAACUAUUGCUAAGCAGGGCAAGGCUGUGCUGUUAAUUGGUGAACAAGGAACGGCCAAAACUGUUAUAAUCAAAGGAUUUAUGUCAAAAUAUGAUCGUGAAAGUCACAUAAUCAAGAGUCUGAACUUUUCUUCUGCAACCACCCCAUUGAUGUUUCAGAGGACGAUAGAGAGUUUUGUGGAUAAACGCAUGGGUACAACAUAUGGCCCUCCUGCAGGAAAGAAGAUGACUGUUUUUAUCGAUGAUGUGAAUAUGCCUACAAUCAAUGAGUGGGGAGACCAGGUUACUAAUGAGAUAGUGCGACAGCUGAUUGAACAAAAUGGAUUUUAUAACCUGGAGAAGCCUGGGGAGUUCACCAGCAUUGUGGACAUCCAGUUUCUGGCAGCCAUGAUCCAUCCAGGGGGUGGACGGAACGAUAUUCCCCAGAGACUCAAGAGGCAGUUCUCUAUAUUCAACUGCACGUUGCCUUCUGAUGCGUCCAUGGACAAGAUAUUUGGUGUCGUUGGGGUAGGCCACUACUGCACCCAAAGAGGUUUCCUAGAAGAAGUGAGAGACUCAGUGGUGAAAUUGGUGCCCCUGACACGCCGACUAUGGCAGAUGACCAAGAUUAAAAUGCUCCCUACCCCUGCAAAAUUCCAUUAUGUAUUUAACCUUCGAGAUCUUUCUAGGAUCUGGCAGGGAAUGCUUAACACUACUUCUGAAGUUAUCAAGGAAUCAGAUGUACUGUUAAAGCUGUGGAAGCAUGAAUGUAAACGUGUUAUAGCUGAUCGUUUCACAGUGUCCGAUGAUGUGAGCUGGUUUGAUAAGGCUUUAGUAAGUUUGGUGGAGGAGGAGUUUGGUGAAGAGAAAAAACUCCUGGUGGAUUGUGGAAUUGACACAUACUUUGUGGAUUUCUCGAGGGAUGCACCUGAAGCUACAGGGGAAACACCUGAGGAGGCUGAUGCUGAAAUGCCCAAAAUUUAUGAGCCGAUUGAAUCCUUUAAUCACCUGAAAGAGCGUUUGAAUAUGUUCCUGCAGCUGUAUAACGAGAGCAUCCGCGGAGCUGGCAUGGACAUGGUGUUCUUCAUGGAUGCUAUGGUUCACCUGGUCAAGAUCUCUCGGGUCAUCCGUACUCCCCGAGGAAAUGCCCUCCUUGUGGGGGUGGGCGGAUCAGGAAAGCAGAGCCUCACGAGGUUGGCUUCGUUCAUUGCUGGCUAUACUUCCUUCCAGAUCACUCUGACGAGGUCCUAUAACACGUCUAACCUGAUGGAAGACCUGAAGAUUUUAUAUAGGACAGCUGGUCAGCAAGGCAAAGGGAUCACUUUUAUUUUCACGGACAAUGAGAUUAAAGAUGAGUCAUUUUUGGAAUAUAUGAAUAAUGUUUUAUCAUCUGGUGAGGUCUCCAACUUAUUUGCUCGUGAUGAAAUUGAUGAAAUUAAUAAUGACCUUAUAUCAGUCAUGAAAAAAGAGCACCCCAGGCGCCCUCCUUCUAACGAGAACCUGUACGACUACUUCAUGAGUCGGGUCCGACAGAACCUCCAUAUCGUGCUUUGCUUCUCACCAGUUGGGGAAAAAUUUCGAAAUCGAGCUUUGAAAUUCCCUGCCCUUAUUUCAGGAUGCACUAUAGAUUGGUUCAGCAGAUGGCCUAAGGAUGCCUUAGUUGCUGUGUCUGAACACUUCCUCUCUUCCUAUGAUAUUGACUGCAGUUUGGAAACCAAGAAGGAGGUGGUCCAAUGCAUGGGCUCCUUCCAGGAUGGGGUGGCUGAGAAGUGUGUUGAUUAUUUCCAGAGAUUCCGACGUUCUACCCAUGUGACACCCAAAUCGUACCUCUCCUUUAUUCAGAGCUACAAGUUGAUAUAUGGAGAAAAGCAUGCGGAAGUACAAACUCUGGCCAACAGAAUGAACACUGGAUUGGAAAAACUAAAAGAAGCUUCAGAGUCUGUUGCAGCCCUGAGCAAAGAACUGGAAGCAAAAGAAAAGGAACUACAAGUGGCUAAUGAUAAAGCUGACACGGUCUUAAAAGAAGUGACAAUGAAAGCACAGGCUGCUGAAAAGGUCAAGGCUGAGGUACAGAAGGUGAAGGACAAAGCUCAGGCCAUUGUAGAUAGCAUCUCUACCGACAAAGCCAUCGCUGGAGAAAAACUGGAAGCAGCAAAACCAGCCUUAGAAGAAGCAGAAGCAGCGUUGCAGACCAUCAAGCCUUCCGACAUUGCCACGGUUCGCACGCUGGGACGCCCCCCCCACCUCAUCAUGCGCAUCAUGGACUGUGUGCUGCUACUGUUUCAGAGGAGGGUCAAUGCAGUGAAAAUCGACCUGGAAAAGGGCUGUGCAGUUCCUUCCUGGCAGGAGUCUUUAAAACUGAUGACAGCAGGGAACUUUUUGCAGAACUUACAGCAAUUUCCCAAAGACACAAUCAAUGAAGAAGUGAUAGAAUUUUUGCAUCCUUACUUUGAGAUGGUGGACUACAACAUCGAAACUGCUCAACGCGUGUGUGGGAAUGUGGCUGGACUCUGUUCCUGGACCAAAGCCAUGGCUUCCUUCUUUUCUAUAAACAAAGAAGUGUUACCUCUGAAGGCCAACUUGGUGGUGCAGGAGAAUCGUCACGUCCUGGCGAUGCAGGAUCUGCAGAAAGCACAGGCCGAGCUGGACGACAAGCAGGCAGAGCUCGAUGUGGUACAGGCCGAGUAUGAACAGGCCAUGAAUGAAAAGCAGACCUUACUUGAAGAUGCCGAGCGGUGCAGACAUAAGAUGCAGACAGCGUCUACGCUAAUCAGCGGGUUGGCAGGUGAAAAAGAAAGAUGGACACAGCAAAGUAAAGAGUUUGCUGCACAAACUAAAAGACUUGUAGGGGAUGUAUUGUUGGCCACAGCUUUUCUAUCUUAUUCUGGUCCAUUUAACCAAGAGUUUCGCAAUCUGUUGUUAAAUGACUGGCAGAAGGAAAUGAAAGCCCGGGAAAUUCCAUUUGGAAAUAACCUAAAUCUCAACGAGAUGUUGAUUGAUGCUCCUACGGUUAGUGAAUGGAACCUCCAAGGUCUGCCAAAUGAUGACCUGUCUAUUCAGAAUGGAAUUAUUGUCACAAAGGCAUCUCGCUAUCCUUUGCUAAUUGAUCCACAAACUCAAGGCAAGAUUUGGAUUAAAAAUAAAGAAAACCAAAAUGAACUCCAGAUCACAUCUCUAAAUCACAAGUACUUCAGAAACCACCUGGAGGACAGUCUUUCUCUUGGAAGGCCCCUGCUUAUUGAAGAUGUUGGAGAGGAACUAGAUCCAGCCCUGGAUAAUGUUCUGGAAAGAAACUUCAUUAAAACCGGGUCCACCUUUAAGGUGAAAGUUGGUGACAAGGAAGUAGAUGUGAUGGAUGGCUUCAGACUCUACGUUACCACCAAACUGCCCAAUCCAGCCUACACCCCUGAAAUUAGUGCUCGCACCUCCAUCAUUGACUUCACCGUCACCAUGAAAGGUCUAGAAGAUCAGUUACUGGGGAGAGUCAUUCUCACAGAGAAGCAGGAAUUGGAGAAAGAAAGGACACACCUUCUGGAAGAUGUCACUGCAAACAAAAGAAGGAUGAAGGAACUAGAAGAUAAUUUGCUUUUCCGUCUGACAAGUACUCAGGGGUCCCUGGUGGAAGACGAGAGUCUCAUCGUUGUGUUAAGUAACACAAAAAAGACUGCCGAGGAGGUGACACAGAAGCUGGAAAUUUCUGCGGAGACAGAAAUCCAAAUUAACUCAGCCCGGGAGGAAUACAGACCUGUGGCUACCAGGGGCAGCAUCCUCUAUUUCCUGAUCACGGAGAUGCACUUGGUCAAUGAGAUGUAUCAGACUUCACUCCGCCAGUUUCUGGGCUUGUUCGACCUUUCUUUAGCCAGGUCUGUCAAGAGCCCAAUUACAAGCAAAAGGAUUGCUAAUAUCAUAGAGCACAUGACCUACGAGGUUUAUAAGUGUGCUGCCCGGGGGCUGUACGAAGAGCACAAAUUCCUGUUUACCUUGUUGCUCACCCUAAAGAUUGACAUCCAGAGGAACCGAGUCAAACAUGAAGAGUUUCUCUCCUUUAUUAAAGGUGGUGCCUCAUUGGACCUUAAAGCCUGCCCUCCUAAACCAUCGAAAUGGAUCCUGGACAUGACCUGGCUAAAUUUGGUGGAACUCAGCAAACUUAGACAGUUUUCAGAUGUCCUUGAUCAGAUUUCAAGAAAUGAGAAAAUGUGGAAAAUUUGGUUUGAUAAGGAAAACCCUGAGGAGGAACCUCUUCCAAAUGCCUAUGAUAAAUCUCUUGACUGCUUUGGACGUCUUCUCCUUAUUAGAUCCUGGUGCCCUGAUAGAACCAUUGCCCAGGCCCGCAAGUACAUCGUGGACUCCAUGGGAGAAAACUAUGCGGAAGGAGUUAUCCUGGAUUUGGAGAAGACGUGGGAGGAGUCCGAUCCGCGAACACCACUCAUCUGUCUUCUGUCUGUGGGCUCUGACCCCACGGAUUCCAUCAUUGCCCUGGGGAAGAGAUUAAAAAUAGAAACCCGCUAUGUGUCCAUGGGCCAGGGCCAGGAGGUCCACGCUCGCAAAGUCUUGCAGCAGACCAUGGCAAGCGGAGGAUGGGCCCUUCUGCAGAACUGCCAUCUGGGACUUGAUUUCAUGGAUGAGCUAAUGGACAUAAUUACAGAAACUGAGGUUGUACACAGCACUUUCCGCCUGUGGAUGACCACGGAGGUUCAUAAGCAGUUUCCCAUUACACUCCUUCAGAUGUCCAUUAGAUUUGUCAAUGAGCCUCCCCAAGGCCUCCGGGCAGGACUAAAGAGAACAUAUGGCGGCGUGAGCCAAGACCUGCUGGACGUGAGCAGCGUGGCCCAGUGGAAGCCCAUGCUAUACGCCGUGGCGUUCCUGCAUUCCACAGUCCAGGAGAGGCGCAAGUUUGGUCCACUGGGGUGGAAUAUCCCCUAUGAGUUUAAUCAAGCAGACUUUAAUGCCACUGUGCAGUUCAUCCAGAACCACUUAGAUGACAUGGAUAUCAAAAAGGGGGUUUCUUGGACCACUGUCCGCUACAUGAUAGGGGAGAUUCAGUAUGGAGGAAGAGUCACUGAUGACUACGACAAGAGAUUGCUGAACACAUUUGCUAAGGUUUGGUUCAGUGAAAAUAUCUGUGGACCAGAUUUCAGCUUUUACCAAGGAUAUAAUAUUCCAAAAUGCAACACAGUGGAUAACUAUCUUCAAUAUAUCCAGGGCUUACCGGCCUACGACAGCCCCGAGGUGUUUGGCCUGCACCCCAAUGCUGACAUCACCUACCAGAGCAAGCUGGCCAAGGACGUGCUAGACACCAUCCUGGGCAUCCAACCCAAGGACAGCUCCAGUGGAGGGGACGAGACCAGGGAGGCCGUGGUGGCCAGGCUGGCUGAUGAUAUGCUGGAGAAGCUGCCCCCGGACUACAGCCCGUUCGAAGUAAAAGAGAGGCUGCAAAAGAUGGGGCCAUUCCAGCCAAUGAACAUUUUCCUCAGGCAAGAGAUAGACCGAAUGCAAAGGGUUCUUACCCUGGUCCGAAACACCUUGACUGAGCUGAAACUUGCCAUCGACGGCACCAUCGUCAUGAGCGAAAAUCUACGAGAUGCUUUGGAUUGCAUGUUUGAUGCCAGAAUUCCUGCUCGGUGGAAAAAAGCAUCGUGGGUUUCAAGUACACUGGGUUUCUGGUUUACUGAACUUAUAGAAAGAAAUUGCCAGUUUACCUCUUGGGUUUCCAAUGGACGUCCCCACUGCUUUUGGAUGACUGGCUUUUUUAACCCCCAAGGAUUUUUAACUGCAAUGCGACAGGAAAUAACUCGUGCCAACAAGGGCUGGGCUCUGGACAAUAUGGUGCUCUGCAAUGAGGUCACCAAGUGGAUGAAGGACGACAUUUCGGCCCCUCCCGCGGAGGGUGUCUACGUCUAUGGCUUAUAUCUCGAAGGAGCUGGCUGGGACAAGAGGAACACGAAACUCAUCGAAUCCAAACCAAAAGUGCUCUUUGAGUUGAUGCCUGUCAUAAGGAUUUACGCAGAAAACAACACUUUGCGAGAUCCUCGGUUUUACUCCUGCCCCAUCUACAAGAAGCCAGUUCGCACGGACUUGAACUACAUCGCGGCGGUGGACCUGCGGACCGUGCAGGAGCCCGAGCACUGGGUGGUCCGGGGGGUCGCCCUUCUCUGUGACGUCAAGUGACAGAGCACAGUGCCCGCCCCUCAAUCCUUUGUAAAUGAAGAUCCGAAUGAUCAUUCCUUGCUGAGUUCUGGGCAGUAUGUAAAUCAGGUGGCUCCUGCAGAAUGAGCGAGCUGCAGAGGUUUCCCCCUCUCCUUGGCUGGAUGCUUACACUGAAUCUGCUUCAUCAUUACUGAUCCAUGAGUGUACUUGUUGAAAAAUGUGUUUAGUGAUUUAAAAGUAAAAUUCACCACUUUCUAAUGAAGUGCACCUCUCAUAACCACAUAAUUUUUUUUUUUUUUUUAAUUGUUGGAACUCUAAAGACUGACCAGGUUAAACAGACAAUAUUUCCCUAAAGGGCAUUAUUCUGUUAAUGUGGUUCUGGUGAUAGCAGAGUUGUCUCUGGUAAGAAGGCAAAUUUGUGUUGAUUUUGCUUCUGUUGCCUUUUGCAUUUAGGUCAGGUUAAGAGAUAUAUUUUCACGGCUGCAAGUAGUCAAUUAAAAAAGUUUUUUUUUCUUUAAAUGGUAGGAAAUAGAAUAACGGGUUAAGACAUGAAAACAUGAGUCAUAUAAACUGAUAGAAUAAACAUAUAGAAUAAUGUUCAACCCCACUGGUAAUUAAUAAUGAGACGCUAAUUGAUAUAUCUUAUAAUAAAACAAUUUAAAGCUACAAAUGAAUUGUGAGUUCUUUGUAAAGCGGACACACUCAAAAUUGCUAGAACAAUGUAACUGACCCAACCUUUUUGUAAAACAAUUAAAGUAUAUAGAGAGCCAUAAAAAUGUUCACAUGCUUUGAUCCUUCCUUCCUCUCCUAGAAAUUUAUACUAAGUAAAACGCACAAAAGAGUGAAAACAAAUUAUAUAUAAAAAUGUACUUGUAAUGGAAAAAACAGAAAUACCUUAAAUAUUCAAUAGUUAAGGCUAUGAUUAAGGAAAUUAGGAUAUAUUAGACAGCCAUGAAAAACAAUAUUGAGGAUUCCAUUAUAUAGAAAUGGCAAACACAUAAUAACAAGUGAAAGAUACAAUGAUAAAAUACUGAGUUUGCUGUGUUUAUAAUUAUAAAAUGUAUUUGCAUAUGGACAAGGCAAGAAGACAAUGUGGAAAAACAAAAACAGGCAGUUUAGAAUAGUAAAGGCAAGGACUGCAGGAAAAAAUUUUGGCAGGAAUGAAAGUCUUAGAUUGUGGGUUUUGUUAGUUAAGACAGAUAUUAUCUAAAGAAAUUUUCAGUCAUUUUAAUUUUAAAUUACGUUUCUAAAUUAUAAACCACAUCUAUAACCUAUUGACUACAAUACUUGAACAGUAUUAAAUUAGAAUUGUGCUUUACAUGGUUUACAAACUUUUGGUUAGCAUUAGAUCUGCAUCACUGCAAGUUUCUGUUGAUAGAGUUUAUAGAGGUAGGGGGUAUGAGCAGACAGCUUUAAGUCCCUCUCCCUGGGCUUUGUUCUGCUUAUUAUGAUGAAAGUUCCGCCUGAUGUUUUAUGUGACUCCCACUCACCUUGGAUGAUACUGUUUUCAUAAAAGCAGGCUUCUUCUGGUGUGAAUUACUAUAUCUGUUGAUUGGUGUGAUUUGUGUAAAAUGAUCAUUUUAUUUUGAAGAACAAAUAAUGAAAAUGUAAAAAU